Molecule: messenger RNA, 600 nt
Organism: Molossus molossus (Pallas's mastiff bat)
Lineage: Eukaryota; Metazoa; Chordata; Mammalia; Chiroptera; Molossidae
Gene: CIMIP2C
Product: family with sequence similarity 166 member C
Exons: 4
Coding region: 1-600 (199 amino acids)
Source: RefSeq, a predicted model, not a curated record
AUGGCCUCUCGCAGCGCGGGGACCCUAGUGACCGAGUUCAAUGCCGCCUACGUGCCCCCAGCCCUCAUGCCCGGGUACAAAGGCCAUGUUCCGGGUGUGGACUUCUCCUUCGGCUCCACCUACGGCACCACCACCCUCAAGUACUUCCAGGACCACCGCAACGCAGCCCUGGAGAACGGCCACACUCCCUUCAGCAAAGGCGGCCACUUCCCGACAGUCUUCUCCCCAAACCCCAACCUGGCGCUGCGUGACCGUGACCGGCACUACUGGCUGCUCGCGCCCAGCUACACCCGCUUCAACCUGGACAGCGACCGCUCCACCGAGCUCAGCCGCUUCUACCAGCUGGCACAGCAGCAUCGACAGUACUAUCGAGACAAGACAGGCAUGGUGUCCCGGGUCCCCUACUUCGUGCUGCCUGUGAAGGAGUGGGAGCGGUACCCCAUCCCCACCGACCUGCCUCCUCUGAGCCCAAAGAAUAAGUGGCACCUAUUCAGAGUAUCCCCCGAGAACCUGAAGACCUACCAGACGUUCCCAUCGGGGAAGAGGGUCUCCUCACAGGAGCGGCAGAGGAGAGACUCCCACUUUGAGUUCCGAGCAUGA